AUGAACCCCGUCAAGCAUCUCGGCCGCGACACCGACACCGACACGCUCUUUAGCGUCACGUCCGACACGAGCACCAUCGUUCCGCGCGACUCCAAGGCGCCGGGGACCCAGCCCGGCACCAAGGCCAACCUGCGCAAACACGGCGGCGUCCUCGCAAAGCUCAAGAGCAAGCUCACAGUCGGCGUCGACGCGGCAAGCAUCGACCGGCUGGUCGCCGAGGGCUUCUACAUCGGCCAGGUACAGCAGGCGCUGCGGUACUACGAGGGGGAUGUCGACGCCGCGCGCCUCAUGCUCAUCCACCGCCGCGACCACCGUGUCGAGCUGGUCGACGAGGGGUGCGACUUUUGCGACAAGACGGCUGCGGCGCGCAUCGCCCAGGGACUCGACCCGAAGAGGUGGCCUGGGGCGAGCGCACUGUUGGGCGUUGGCUGCUAG
Molecule: messenger RNA, 435 nt
Organism: Vanrija pseudolonga
Lineage: Eukaryota; Fungi; Basidiomycota; Tremellomycetes; Trichosporonales; Trichosporonaceae
Exons: 1
Coding region: 1-435 (144 amino acids)
Molecular function (GO): protein binding
Source: RefSeq, a predicted model, not a curated record